AUGGAGCACACAAACCUGUUCCGGGAGGAGGACUUCCCUCGUCUAGAGGUUCCAGAGGACUCUGUUAGUGGUGAAGUCCUGCACCGUCUGGAGAUGUUAAGCAUGCAUCAAGUGGACUUUGGCGGUGCCUUGUCGCACGCUGGGGGGAUAUGUGCGGUGCGUGUCUCUGUGGAUAUCCAUGCGAUACCGUCUGUGAUGGUGUGUGAUCUGGUGCCUCCGGUAGUCGAAGCAGCUGCGGUGUUUGGUGAUCGUGAGAUGCGGGACCGUGUGCGGCCUCCUGGUGGUUCUGCUGUGGCGCCUCUGAGGGAUGUAGACAGUUCGAACGACUUGUGCCCAGUCUCGAAGCGCUCGCAGAGGGCUCCUAGUUUGUCACCCCCUCGUUGUGUCACCUGGGCCGACGUGUUGGACUAUGCGGAUUCGUCAUCUUCUGAGGAUGAUGGUGGUGAUUUGCCAGGGGCUCUUUCGGGGCCUGCUAGUGUCUUCCCAGAAUUCUAUUUUCAACAAUUUACCGUCUCUUUAUUCUUGUUCUCAUCUCCCCACGGCCUGAUUCUCCUCUCUCUCUCUCUCUCUCUCUUUCCCCUGACAGGCGAGCCGGUGGAAUUCAAGAUCAAGGAGGGCAACGCGGAAGGUCUCUUCUCCCUAGAUAGCGCCAGCGGGCGUCUCUUCUCCCUGCAGCCACUAGACUAUGAAGAGCAACAACAGCACGAGCUGGUGGUGGAGGCGCGGGUCGGGGAGGCGUCGACCGAGGCCACAGUGGUGGUCAAUGUGAAGGAUGUCAAUGACCACGCUCCGGCCUUCCCCCGGGCCGUGCACGAAACUCAGAUCACUGAGGAGGACGACAGACAUCUUCCGAAGACCAUCCUCACGGUGAGAGCCACGGAUGAGGACGCUGGGGAGUUUGGCCGUGUCCACUACUCCGUGUCUGGUGAUGGUAUCUACUCCAACGGUUCCACACCAAGCUUUGCUGUCAAUCCCGCCUCGGGUGCUAUUGACCUCCUCAGGCCACUGGACCGGGACCCUCCCCAUGGAAAGUCCCGGUGGCACUUACAGGUGGUGGCUACUGACGGGGAACUCAACGCCACCACAGCCGUCCACGUCAAUCUCAAGGACAUCAACGACAACGCCCCUUACUUCCCCCAGUCUGUCGUCAACGCCACCAUCUCUGAAAACACUCAAGAAGGGGCGUCUGUAGCUCAGGUGUCGGCGACAGACAACGACGAUCCUCGCGAGGGCCACAACGCCCGUCUUGUCUACUCCCUGGAGAAGAACGUAAUCGACGAGGCCUCUGGGCGGCCCAUCUUCGCCGUGGAUAGCCAUCUGGGACUCAUCACCACGGCCCUCUGCUGCCUCGAUAGGGAGAAAACCCAACGCUACGCCAUUCAGGUCGUAGCUACAGACGGAGGUGGCCUGAAAGGCACGGGGACGGUGCUGGUGGAGGUGACAGAUGUGAACGAUGUUCCCCCGAGGUUUUCCAUGAAGGAGUGGACCCUGGAGGUGCCUGAGAGCCUCACCCCGGACCACGUUCUGGCCACGCUCACCGUCCUCGACCAAGACACCUCCAAUAACUUCACCUUCAUGGUGGUGCCAGGCAGCGGUCGUGGCUGGCACAUGUUCCGCGUUGACGAGAAGGUCAAUGGCACCCUUGGUGGGGACCUAAGGGCCCUCAUCCCUCUAGACUACGAGAACCCUGAACAUCGUCGAGGAUUUCGCUUCAGGGUUCAAGUUACAGAUAUGGGAGAGGAUGGCUGGGACGACAAGAACCACGUUGACGGGGCCUGGGUCAACCUCCAGCUGGUGGAUGCCAACGACAACACGCCCACGUUCACCAGAGACCACGCCCACCUCACGCUCCCCGAGGACACGCCCCCAGGGACCCACCUGGCCACCUUCACCGCCCACGAUGUUGAUGGGGCAGGCGAGAGUCGGGUGCAGUACUUGGUGGACCCCGCAAGCGACCAUGGAAGGAGGUUCGCAGUUGACGGGUCGGGUGCGGUUCGACUCGCGGGGAGUCUCGACCGCGAGAACACCCGCUCUCACGAUGUGCGGGUGUGGGCGGUGGACGAUGGUGUUCCGCCCAGAACCGCCACUGCCACCUUGAUGGUGAACGUUACAGACGUGAACGACAACCCGCCGUUCCUGUCUGAGCCGCAGGAGGUGCAGGUGGAGGAGAACGCCGAGCCCCAGGUGGUGGCCAGGGUCAGGCUGGGUGACCCUGAUGACUGGCGCCAAGGUCAUGGUCCUCCCUUCACGAUAGCCCUUGACCCACAUGCCCCAGCGUACAUCUUGGACGCUGUAUGAGUUGGGCUUCACAGUGAGCGAUGCCAGCCAGGGUCAGUCAGGGGUCAUGGCCAACGUGUCGGUUGAGGUCAAAUCUCUCAGCCACCGUGACGUGAUCGACGCCACUCCUCUCACUCUAGCUGCUGACCCCUACCAUGUGGUCAAAGAGGACGCCGAGGGAGGAACGUCUAUCCUGAGUCAGCUGGUGGUGGCAGCACGGGCUUGGGUCAAGGGCAGUGACGUGGGCGUGAAGGCUGUGUCCGUGCAGCCGCUGGAGACUCAUCCAACGCCCACCACCAGGGUGUGGCUCUCAUCCCCAGGAGUCCCCAACCUACACCACAUCCUCCUUCACCGUAAGGAUGAGUUGGGUCACGCUGUAGGGGUGAGCAUCACAGAGGUGGGCGUGGGCCCGUGUCAGGAGGAGCACCAGGAGAUGACAGAGAUGCCAAGCUGCCUCGGAGGUUGCUCAGCGCAGGCUUCCCUUAGCGGAGGCUUCACCGUGGUGGAUGCCAACACAUCAGCCGUAGUAGGGCCUUGGGUGGGUGUCCAGAGCGGUUGUGCUUGCGGUACGAGAACGCCAGCUGACCGUACCAUCUGUACCCCAGAGACUUGUCUUAACGGCGGUCGUUGUAUCCCUACGUCCGCUGGUACCAGAUGUAUAUGUCCUUAUGGGACCCAAGGAUCCCGCUGUAAGAUCCUGUCAAGACACUUCGAGGGCGGCGGGGGCGUGAACGACAGCGGCGGGGGAGAAGAUAGCCCCGUGGGCGGGUGGGCGUGGGUGUCGUCCAUCCCGCCCUGCACCGAAGUUCACCUCAGUCUAGAGUUCCUGACGGAAUCCAGAGAUGCAAUGCUGCUCUUCUCCGGACCGGACCACUUGCCGCCUACCCCGGGGGCGCCCAGCGACGUGGUGGCCCUUGAGCUAAGGGGAGGUCGUCCUUUCCUCCUUCUGGACCUCGGGGCUGGCCCGGCCACUAUUUCACUCGAGGCUUCGGAGACACUCGCUGACCACACCUGGCAUAGACUCGACCUGAUCUGGAGAUAUGAGUUGGUGGAGAUGAUUGUUGACCUAUGUGCUGGUGGCACCCUCGAUGCCUCCCCGCUUCCCUCCACCAGACCCGCCCACAACCGCUCAGACACGCCCACGGCGCCCCCGCCCACGCCUCCGAACCCCCAGACGUGCAGGGGUACAGCCAGACUCCCAGACGGGGCCCACCUGCUGAAUACCCCACAUCCCCUUCAGGUGGGAGGUUUGGCCCACCCGGCUCCCUCCCACACCGCGUACGGCUGGCCAGCUCCUCUGCUUCCCAAACCGUUUCUCGGGUGCGUGAGGAACCUCAGAAUUAAUGGAGAGCUGGUGGACCUGGGACGGGAGGUUCUUCACCAGAGGAGCUCCCCGGGAUGUCCGGCAGUGGACUGUGUCUCUAACGGCCUUGUCUGCGGCGUCCACGGCAGGUGCCAAGGGUCACCAGGUACUCUGAGGUGCGAGUGCCAGCCAGGGUGGGCGGGGCCAGGGUGUGGCACGCCCUCCACGCCCACGACCUUCCUCCUCAACAGCUACGUGAAGCUGGCGCUCUCCUUCACACCUCUUGCCUACACCACCACCGUCCAUCUCAGGUUUCGAACAUGGAAACGAGACGGGGAACUGGUGGUGCUGUGGUCGCAACACGGACGGGACCGUCUGGCGGUGCAGCUGGUGCGAGGCCAGCUGUGUCUCGUGCUCCGUCUGCACCCGGAGCCUCCCAAGGCCCUCUGUCUAACCAGAGCCCAGCUGACAGAUGGCUCCUGGCACUCUGUGGCAGCCGCCAGACACGGCUCCACGACCUUCCUGACGGCGGACGACGGAGAGGGCGACCUGUAUAACGCUUCCUUGUCCAUGGAGGGGCGCCAGUUGCUGCAGGUGGACAAGCAGGAGGGUGUCCACGUCGGAGGCUCACCCGAGUACGUGGGGGUGAGCGUCUUCAAGAUCGACGGGGACUACUACGAGGGGUGCAUCGACGAUGUGAGGAUCUCUGGGAAGAGCGUCCCGCUGCCGCCGGCUAUCAACGGCACGGCGUGGGGCCAAGCCAGCAUGUUUAAGGGCGUGGAGGGGGGGUGCCGCGCCCCCCCGGCCUGCACCAACGUCACCUGCAGGGCCCCCCUCACCUGCGUCGACACCUGGAGGUCCUACCACUGCGGGUGUGGAGAGGGUCGCGUGCUAUCUGCCAGUCGGGCCACCUGUGAAGAUGAGGACGAGUGUGUGUGGGAACCGUGUCUAAACGGGGGCACCUGCUUUAACAAGCCCUCAGGAUACUUGUGUGCGUGUCCUAAUGGCUUCAACGGUCACCAUUGCCAACUACCUGACGUGGGCGAUACUUCCCUCAAGCUCUCCCUCGGAGCUCUCGUCGCAAUCCUUGUCUGGUGUACCUUCCUCUUCCUAUUAAUCUGCGCCUUCCUGCUUCACCAACACCAUCGGCGGUCUGCCCUGCGUCGAGGCAUGGCUGACGGUAAGGAUACAGCCAUGAACGGCAAGGAGCAGGCGUCGGCUCCCUGCAACCACGCACCCAACCUCCUGGAACUGAAGCUGCUCAAGCCCCCGAAGGCCAACGGGCAGCCGGCUUGGACCAAGAACCUCAAUAUAGCAGACGUGGACGUGUUGCAAGUGGAUGCUGCCUCGGUCACCAGCAGCCUGGAGGAACAGAGACGUGGAGGCGGCACAGCAGCCGGAGCGGAAAACAGACGCGGAGCGGAGACGAGGAACGGAGGGAAGAAAGGUGCAGGCAGUAAAGGAGGGAGUGCCUCUAAUCCUCCGGCUGGGGAUGACUUGAGGAACUACGCUUAUGAAGGGGAAGGUUCUUCGCCUGGGUCCCUCUCUUCUUGUUUGGAGAGCUGCAGCGGCAGUGCCAAGUUCCUGGGAGGGUUCAGAGAGGUGGCGCACAUGUUGGAGUCGUGGGACCCCACCGGUUCGCAUCCCAGCCACUCGACAAGCCACAAAGGCAGCACGCCGACGCCGACGCCGCCACCACCACCCCCUCCUGCCGCAAUCACGACGAUCCUCUGCGAUAUCCACGCUCCGAGAGGCCCCGAGGGUGACCCAAACCCUCCCACGACCUUCCCAGACCCAUUGCCCUCGCCUAUCACCGAUGGGGUAUCGGCCACGCUUCUUCCAGACUCGCUCACCACAGCCAUACCCAUGCCAAUGCCCGACCCUCCGGGUGCCUUCACCACGUAGUGACUCCGAUCAAACUCUCGACGAGGAAGUGCUUCAAAAUUGAAUAUAUUUCGAGGAUAUUUUAAUAACGGGACUUUUAACGAAAAGGCGACGGUCAAUUGUUGGGAUUUGACUUGCGUUGAUUUUUUGCAUCUAAUGAACAGGUGUUUAUAUUUGUCAUUUGCAAAAAGUGUCGUCUAAAAAAAAUUAUAUAUUUUUUUUGUCUGUCCUUCUCUCGAUCUGUCUCUUUCCUUCUGUCUCGCUAACUCUUUAUAUAACUAUUGUCUAUCUAUAUCUCUCUCUUCUACUCUCAAUCUCGCUCCAAAGAAAACAAUUCUUUUCUAUUUGAUGUCACACCUUGAUCAAUGCAAUUUUUUGUCAUUUCAAAAACACAAACAUUUUAAAUGUUAUUUCAUUAAACAUACAUUGAGCGUUUAAUAUAAAUGUGUUACCUCUUAAAUACACAAAUUAUUGAUACGAAAAUAUUGUCUGUCAAUCUGCUACAGACAUGCGAGCCCCUCAAGUCUGUCAAGAUCGUCUCACGAGCCCCUCAAGUCAGUGAAGAUCGUCCCCUCAAGCCCCUCACGUCUGUCAAGAUCGUCCCCUCAAGCCCCCUCAAGUCAGUAAAGAUCGUCCCCUCAAGCCCCCUCAAGUCUGUCAAGAUCGUCUCACGAGCCCCUCAAGUCAGUGAAGAUCGUCUCACGAGCCCCCUCAAGUCUGUCAAGAUCGACCCACGAGCCCCUCAGUCUGUCAAGAUCGUCCUACGAGCCUCUCACGUCUGUCAAGAUCGUCCCAAGAGCCCCUCAAGUCUGUCAAGACGGUCCCUCGAGCCCCCAAGACAGUUACAUGAGAGGGCCCAUGGUGCCGCUCCGGCUUAAAUGAUAAAGUAUUUUGUAUUUUUCUAACAAUUAUACCAUAAAUAAAUUUAUGAUGUUGUUA
Procambarus clarkii (red swamp crayfish) is the source of this 6403-nucleotide messenger RNA. The record is from RefSeq and is a predicted model, not a curated record. NCBI's taxonomy places the organism in Eukaryota, Metazoa, Arthropoda, Malacostraca, Decapoda, Cambaridae.